Suillus discolor is the source of this 1440-nucleotide messenger RNA. RefSeq lists its product as uncharacterized. The transcript is spliced from 3 exons. The coding region runs from base 91 to 1314 and encodes 407 amino acids. The record is from RefSeq and is a predicted model, not a curated record. Lineage: Eukaryota; Fungi; Basidiomycota; Agaricomycetes; Boletales; Suillaceae.
ACAUCCGGGUCAGCGUGCUGAUGGUCAUUGCAGGUAAUCUUCAUCGCGUGUUCAAGCUAUAAGCUCGAAAGUUAACGAGAAAGAUGCGCGAUGCAUUCACUGGGCCGGCCUGUGGCAACUUUACUUUGUAAUUGCUUGGUUGUCGCAUUGUCUACCUUUGUGGUGCAAAUGGGGCGACAUCAAUGGCAUUGCUUUGAUUCUAGGCGGGCAAUCGGAGCAUUAGAAAGAGCAUCUACAAUGUAUCAUCUUCGGAUAUUGAGAAAUUGCUUUGUGGUUGUGGUUGUGGAUACCAUGAUGUUCCAAAAGUCCAACGACGACCAGACAGCGCCGCUUAAGCACUCCAAGUCGAUGCCACACGGAUUCUCUUCACAAGGGAGGAUGCGCGAGCCUCGUGCCGAUCCUUUCAAACCCGUGUACCGUGGUAAGAACCCCCUUAAAAAGUCCGACAUCGUCUACGUCGAGCAAGCUCCGGGGAUGCUCGAGAUCUACCACGGCAAACUGUCGCAACACACCUAUUACCAUGGUCCGACUCGCGCGAACUCUGACGCACGCGAGGGUUUGCUGGCCAAGUUUCCCCAUUCCCCUGAACCAACCCAGGGCCUGCCUCGCAGCGGUUUCAGAGCGGUUUCUUUAAACUCACAAAGUAUCAGGCUCCAAUUGCCUGUUUGUGGUUCGAAUUCAAGUGGACAACAAGCCUACCCUCCCAUGUCCCGCAGAAUGCAGAGACAUGAGGCCACUGUUCAUCAAGCUUCGGCGGGUGUACUACAGAUCCCUGACGACCAUACUCGCAGUGCCGGAUUGGCAGAACGUAUUCGCGCCAAGUCGAGCGCUGGUCGUUCGAACAUCCCUCCUCCCCACGCUCCUGCCCCUCUUCCUAACCCCCGAUCCAUUCAUCCGGUACUCACCCGCUUCGCACAAAGCUCACGCGUAAACAUUCGAGAAGUUCCGUCCCAUAUCGCCGUCCCGACUCCGGCGCCAGCCAAUCCCCAGUCUCGCUGGCCUGACUCCAAAUACAAUCACAUUUUGUACGAGCAGGACCCGAAUGUACUCCGUGACAGGAUCAAUGGUUAUCCCUUGACGCCUGUUUGCAGCGAACACUGCCCAGAACACAUGCGUUCCAUAAAAUUUGACAUGUACGCGCCGCGGCGUCCCAACGAGACACUUCAACAAGCCAUACAUACCGCAUUGGCUCAAGGCCGUGCCCUCGAUGUACGCGCAGGAGGCCGUUACCACCGUAUAUUUGACGCGCAUGACCCAAUGGGCAUCGUUCCGGAGACUGGAACUGAUUGGGCACAGCAGGGUGGUCAUCGGUAAUUUUAUGGAGACUGACGUCUGUUUGUGAAGAGAGUUUUGGUGCUGGUUUACUUACUCGUGUAUGUCGUGUGUUAUGUAUAUGCAUAUGUAUAUGAUUUAUGAUUUAUGAAACGAAAUCUAUUCGCC